AUGAAUCACUUGUUUAAUGAAAAAGUGAUUUCUGCACAACCAGUAUCACGUGAUUUAUCAAGCUCAGCUAGUGGAAGUGCUUUACCUGGUAGUCACAGUGGUACAAGAAUCUCAACAGAAAGUGGAGGACAAUAUUUAAUUCAUCAUGGAAGUGGCUUUGCAGCAUCAGGAAGCAAUCCUACAGUUAUUACAGAUGCUGCAAAUAUGUCUUCCAACUGGAAAUCUGUUGGCGAAUCGUAUAACCCAAAUUCAUCAGUAGGUGGAAUGAUGGGAACAGGCAAAGGCUACAAUGUCUUCUCACACAAUUGCAAUGAUGUUACCGCUGGCAUGCCCAAUUCAUCUGUCACCACAUCAAAGACAUUCGAAAUCAGUACGGGUAUUAAACCCAAAAAGUAA
Messenger RNA from Rotaria sordida, 396 nucleotides. NCBI's taxonomy places the organism in Eukaryota, Metazoa, Rotifera, Eurotatoria, Philodinida, Philodinidae. The record is from the annotation of a GenBank genome assembly.